AUGCGUAUCCUUCCCUACCUGGAACAAGAAGCCACCAUGAGCAACGUCACGGUUACCGACAACACUGAACCCAUCAGCCGCACCAUGAGUCCGGCAACCCCCAGCCCGUAUACCUAUCCUGUUAGUUUCCAGGUCUCCCUGACUGGCUUCCUCAUGCUGGAAAUCCUCCUUGGCCUGAGCUCUAACCUCACUGUUCUUGCCCUCUACUGUAUGAAGUCGAACCUUAUUAGUUCUGUCAGUAACAUCGUCACUAUGAACCUCCAUGUGUUGGAUGUGCUGGUUUGUGUGUGCUGCAUCCCCCUCACUAUUGUGGUGGUUUUGCUUUCCCUGGAGGGAGACACUGCUCUCGUCUGCUGCUUCCAUGAAGCCUGCGUCUCCUUCGCUAGUGUUGCCACUGCUGCUAAUGUGCUUGCCAUCACCCUUGAUCGCUACGACAUCUCAGUCAAACCAGCCAACCGGGUGCUGACCAUGGGCCGUGCCCUGGCCCUGCUAGCUGCCAUUUGGGUGCUAUCCUUUGUUAGUUUCCUCGUACCCUUUAUUGAGGUGGGCUUCUUUGCCCAAGGCCAUGCUGAGCUGAACCAGACAGUGGUGGAGAAUGUCAUCCACACUAACCAGUACUACACAGAACUUGGCCUCUAUUACCACUUGCUUGCCCAAAUUCCUAUUUUCUUCUUUACUGCUGUUGUCAUGCUCAUCACCUACUCAAAGAUCCUGCAGGCACUCAAUAUCCGUAUUGGCACACGUUUCCACGCUUCGCAGAAGAAGAAAGCUCGCAGGAAAAAGCGCCCAUCCAUGACGGCCAUGACAACACAACAGGAGGCCACAGACGGAUCCCAGAGCAGUGGCAGCCGCAACCCCACACUGGGUAUGCGUACCUCCGUCUCUGUCAUCAUCGCCCUGCGCAGGGCUGUUAAGCGCCACAGAGAAAGGCGAGAGCGCCAAAAGAGGGUUUUCAGGAUGUCCCUCCUGAUUGUGUCUACCUUCCUGCUGUGCUGGACGCCCAUCACAGUACUCAACACAGUCAUCCUGAGUGUAGGCCCCAGUGACCUGAUGGUCAAGUUGAGACUGGGCUUCCUGGUCAUGGCUUAUGGGACCACUAUAUUCCACCCUCUACUCUAUGCCUUCACUAGGCAGAAGUUCCAGAAAGUCUUGAAAAGCAAGAUGAAGAAGAGAGUGGUGUCGAUCAUUGAGGCAGAUCCUACCCCUAAUAAUGCCAUUAUCCACAACUCUUGGAUUGACCCAAAGAGAAAUAAAAAGGUGACAUUUGAGGACAAAGAUGCCCGACAGAAAUGUCUGUCAUCUGAGGAUGUGGAGUGA
This is a messenger RNA of Chelmon rostratus (copperband butterflyfish), 1317 nucleotides long. Its product is annotated as G-protein coupled receptor 22-like. NCBI's taxonomy places the organism in Eukaryota, Metazoa, Chordata, Actinopteri, Chaetodontiformes, Chaetodontidae. Bases 1 to 1317 code for a protein of 438 amino acids. Gene Ontology annotation, cellular component: membrane. Gene Ontology annotation, biological process: G protein-coupled receptor signaling pathway. The record is from RefSeq and is a predicted model, not a curated record. The transcript has a single exon. Gene Ontology annotation, molecular function: peptide binding; G protein-coupled receptor activity.